GAGCACAUUUCAACCCUCCCAGCCGUUCCUACAUGCAGGGAAGCGUCCAGAAACAAGGAACCAGCGAGAGAAUGCUCUCUUUUGGUUCCUGGCAGCGGUCAGUGGCACACGUGAGCUCCGUAGGGGAGCUCCUUGGGGCGAAGAGUUGGGCGUUCCAAGACGUCUGCCCUUAACACCGGCCCACUUGCCCUGCUGUUCCUUAAACCUCCCACUGGCCAGAGAGCCUACUUAAUUUAACCUGCUGAAUGCCUGCCAACCAGCGUGGUCUUAUGUCCUACUUUCCAGACAACAGUCCUCAGCUUGGAAGCAUCUUUUCUUGGAAAGGUUAAGGCGUUGCCCCAUUGAACGGAAGGCAAAGAACCCUCCAGAGGAAGAGCACGACGGACCUGGCUGGCGCCAUCAAGACUUGAGCCCCGGGGAAGUGGACGGAAGAGGCACGUGGGUCCCAGGUGCAGCAGCUUCUUUAUGGCAAGAAAUGGAAAGGUGGCGUUUUAGCAUCCAUCAAAAUCUGCUGCUACUUCGGAGCUGAACAGGAGACAAACAUUCAUGGGGUUAGAGAAGGACAUUUGAAGGUGCCUUCUUACUGCAUAAGAUCUUGAUUGCAAAUAAGACUUCUGCAGAAGAGCAAGUGAACCACCAAGAAUGCUGUUCUUCUUGUCCCAUUUCCUUUUCCUGCUGCAAGGUAUUUGUGGCAGCGGCAGGCACGGAGAAGACUUCAGGUUUUGCGCUGAGCGGAUGCAAACGGAAAAAGGCCACCUCCGCUACAAGAGCCAGGAGAACGCAAUCAGUAUAGCAAACAGCGCGUCCGAACUGGCAGUGAGUGCGCCGUUCUCACCAGAACGUCAGCAGAACACCAAUAUUUCGGAAUCCAGGACGUGGCCCCUGCCAGAACUCCCGGGCAGCUAUCGCUUCUGUGUCUACUGGUUUCAGCAUGCACGCAUUUUCAUGCUCAGCUACGGCAGCACCAAAAAUUACACCUUGAGUAAAGGCGCUGCUUAUUUCCUCAAUUCUCCCAACAUAAGUGGAGAAGCAACAGAAGGAGGCACCCGCCUGCUGUUCAAUGUCUCUUAUGCCUUCGACAAAGGCUGGCAGAACAAAUCCCUUCCCAGCUCGUCAGCCUACUUCUUCCGCUUCACAGAUUCUGGAAAGAGGAGGCAAGAAAGCAAAUCUGACCAAAGAAGUGAUGUGGAAAGCGAGUUCAGAAUCGCAGAAGCAAAGCUGAAGGACUUGGAAAUGGCCAGGAGGCUGCCCAGACAUGGGCAGAGCCACAACGAAAGCCCGUUCGUGGCUCUCCAGCACUUGGAGUCUGCAUUGGGAGCCAUGGAGUUCCAGGGGCAGAACAAGAGUUUUGGGGAAGGAGCCCUGCUGCGCGCCAGCAUCUGGAAGGUCCCCUCCCGCGGUCCUCACGAGCUGCUCGUCAGGUCUCAGCUGCAGGUGAGUGCGGUGGAAUCCGCAAGGAGCUGAGCUAGCCAGAGAAGGCCUGAACCAUA
Varanus komodoensis (Komodo dragon) is the source of this 1490-nucleotide messenger RNA. RefSeq names its product adhesion G-protein coupled receptor G1-like. The record is from RefSeq and is a predicted model, not a curated record. Bases 643 to 1464 code for a protein of 273 amino acids. Lineage: Eukaryota; Metazoa; Chordata; Lepidosauria; Squamata; Varanidae. The transcript is spliced from 5 exons.